UUGCCGUCAAUAAACUGUCACGAAAAACGAGCUCAUGUGAGCUUCAAAGUCGACAGUUCGAAUCCCACCAAGUUCAACAGUUUACCGCGCAGAAAGUCAUCGUCUUACGGAGAAGAGAGUUUUCAACGGAACAUACCUGCUCGUCGAUCCGCUGGCCAAGCUGAACGUUGUGUGGAAUACUUCGUCCCUCGUAGCUUAAGUGAGUUUAAUUUAAGCGGCGCUGGCAUGAAGUCUAGCGAAUUAGUCGCUGUAGGAGUGACCCCGCUGGGAGACAGAACACGCACCCGUCGUGAUAAGAUGGUCACUUUUGAGGACGAGGGCGUUGCUUUACCUGAAAACCGACCCCUUGCUGAUGAUGUCUUUAUGUAA
This is a messenger RNA of Danaus chrysippus (African queen), 369 nucleotides long. The record is from the annotation of a GenBank genome assembly. NCBI's taxonomy places the organism in Eukaryota, Metazoa, Arthropoda, Insecta, Lepidoptera, Nymphalidae.